Hirsutella rhossiliensis is the source of this 1455-nucleotide messenger RNA. RefSeq names its product reverse transcriptase (RNA-dependent DNA polymerase) domain-containing protein. The coding region runs from base 1 to 1455 and encodes 484 amino acids. The transcript is spliced from 3 exons. The record is from RefSeq and is a predicted model, not a curated record. NCBI's taxonomy places the organism in Eukaryota, Fungi, Ascomycota, Sordariomycetes, Hypocreales, Ophiocordycipitaceae. Gene Ontology annotation, molecular function: nucleic acid binding.
AUGCAAGACAGGUCGGCACGCAUCCGCUAUCAAGAUAUCGCAACGAAUUCAUCGCCUCUCCAGUGCGGGCUGCCACAGGGAUCGCCAGUCUCGCCGAUCCUCUUCCUACUGUAUACGGAACCAAUCUACCGCUUGGGCAGCUCAAAAGGGCGUUUCGGCUAUGCGGACGACACUGCCAUCCUUUGCGUCGGCGAUAGCCUGGAUGAGACGUCCGCCGAAGCAUCUCAUCAUGUGCGUGAGCUUGUAUCGUGGGGCGCCGCCAACGGGAUCUCCUUCGACCCUGAGAAGACAGAAGUGAUGCACUUCUCUCGAACGACGCCCAAGACGGCGCCGCCAGUGCUCCAUGGCGAAUUUGAGAAACGGCCGGGCCGGGCGAUGCGUUGGCUCGGCGUCUGGCUCGACAGCACUCUGUCUUUCAAGACUCAUGUCGAGAAAUGGACGGCCAAAGCGCAAGCAGUCGCCUUCCAUCUCAGGAGACUGACAAACACCAGGCAUGGUCCUCUACCGAGCGCUGUGCGACGAGCGGUCUGCGCUUGCGUCAUUCCAGUGCUGCUCUACGCGGCGGAGGUCUGGUAUCCUGGUUCUACGCGCCCGCGCUGGACCAAGCCGGGCAAGGAAGGACCGUCCAGGAUCGGACACCUCGUAAAGAAGAUGAGCAAGGCACUCUACACAUCUCUUCGGGCUAUCCUGCCAGUGUGGAGAACUACACCAACGAAUGUUCUGCACCGGGAGGCAGGGAUACCGCCGGUCCCUCUGCUGCUCGAGGCGCGCCGGACUGCAUUUGCUGCGCGUCUCAAAUCCCUGGACGAAGCUCAUCCGCUGCGGCGCUCCGACGAAUUGCUACCAAGCUGCCCAAGGCCUGCCUUGCUGCAGCGCGGAUUUGUCGAAGAGCAGACUGCGCCUCUGCAGAGUGCAUCGAAAAAUGAGACGGCGAAGAAAUUUCGCGAUUGGCUCCAGGCACUAUCGCCCCGAACUCUGGUCGUCUAUUCCGACGGGUCCCGUUCUACCGAAGGCCACGCCGGAUAUGGCUAUGUUGUUCAUCGGGACGGAUCCACCGUCUUGCGCGACAAGGGCCGUCUCGGGCCCGCCGAGAUUUUCGACGCUGAGGCGAAAGGUGCGUUGGAGGGGUUGAAGGCUGCGGUGAGCCUUCCAGAAACUGACCGCAUCUUUGUCUGCCUCGACAACCUCGCGACCGCAACAUGCUUACGGGGCACGCCGAGCGACUCCUCGCAAGAGGUCUUCCUUGAGUUUCAAUCUUUGGCGGGAGCAUCACUGCCAGAACCCGCUGAUAACGUCCCGACGCUAGCGCACCUGCGAAAGAUUGCCCGACAGCAGCCGGAAGAGGCUUUCAAGGCCUGGUGGGAAGCCUCUGCGCCGGAGCGAUACAGAGACCUGAGGCUUAAAGCCACAACCAGCUGCCCGUCAGAAUUGGCGCUCUCGGCCCCUGCUUCGUAA